Molecule: messenger RNA, 4197 nt
Organism: Bufo bufo (common toad)
Lineage: Eukaryota; Metazoa; Chordata; Amphibia; Anura; Bufonidae
Gene: ANKRD6
Product: ankyrin repeat domain 6
Exons: 16
Coding region: 311-2653 (780 amino acids)
Molecular function (GO): protein binding
Source: RefSeq, a predicted model, not a curated record
GUAGCUGGCAAAGCGCGAGCUGCCCAUGUACCAGUAAACACUACAGCGGGGUCCUGGCAGAGGAGAAGGGUGCACAGCGCUGCUCCCACCCCAGGAGGACAUUACAGGAGCCCAGGGCACCCGGCUCUACCAGGGAGAACAGGGGAAGCCAGCCACAGGCAACAGAUUUACAACAUGCCGAGCUGAAGUAUGUGAUUCAGUAGGCGUCCCAACUGUCAAGUAUGUAGAAUUGUACUGCAGUGAAAAGAUUCUCAGUUAUUGAGCACAUCUGUAUCCUACGCCUGUCCUGAGGACUUCCCUGUUCUAAUUCAUGAGCCAGCAGGAUGUGGUCGCUGCGCUAUCAGAACGCCUCCUCGUAGCUGCAUACAAAGGCCAAGUGGAUAAUGUUGUGCAGCUUAUCAACAAGGGUGCCAAGGUAGCAGUUACCAAGCAUGGGCGCACCCCCUUACACCUUGCGGCCAAUAAAGGACAUCUUAACGUUGUACAGAUCCUGCUAAAAGCUGGGUGUGACUUGAACGUUCAGGAUGAUGGCCAGCAGACAGCCUUGCACAGGGCAGCCGUGGUGGGACACAGUGACAUUCUUGCAAUAUUGAUACAAGAAGGUUGUGCCUUGGACAGACAGGAUAAGGAUGGUAAUACUGCCCUGCAUGAAGCAGCCUGGCAUGGAUUCAGUCAAUCUGUCAAGCUACUUGUUAAAGCUGGAGCUAAUGUUCUUGCCAAAAGCAAGGCAGGUAACACACCUCUCCAUCUGGCCUGCCAAAAUGGUCAUUCCCAGAGCUGUCGUUUCUUAUUGCUUGCAGGAUCCCGGGCUGACUUAAAAAACCAUGCUGGAGACACCUGUUUACAUGUCGCCGCACGUUACAAUCACCUGUCUGUCAUCAGGAUACUACUCAGCGCAUUUUGUUCUGUUAACGAAAAAAACCAGGCAGGUGAUACCCCACUCCAUGUUGCUGCUGCUCUCAAUCAUAGAAAGGUUAUUAAAGUGCUCCUAGAAGCUGGAGCUGACGCUUCCCUUCUUAAUAAUGCAGGCCAAAUUGCUUUGGACACGGCACGUCACCACAAUAAUUCAGAUGUGGCUCUUUUGCUCACUAAAGCCCCACAGGUUUUACGGUUUAGCCGUGGCAGAAGCUUAAGGAAAAAGAGAGAGAAGCUGAAAGAGGAGAGACGAGCUCAAUCAGUUCCUAGGGAAGAUAUUGCAGACAGUAAGGCCAGUAUAUCAGCAGCUGAUGACACCCACAGUAGUGAGCAAGCUGCUACUAAACAGGGAGAUGGUAAAGAUGAACAGCGAGCUUCUACUGCAGGAAAUAAACAAAGGAAAGGAAAAAGACCAAAACCUAAAGAAAAGAUCUCAGCUCUGUCAGAUCCAACAUCACCUGCAGAUCAACAGCCCUUUUCUGGUGGCCACCAAACCAGCCAAAGAAGAAAGAGCAAACACAGAGUUCCGUCACCACCAUUCCCUCCUCAUGAGGCCAGGGCUUACCAGCUUUACACUCUAUACAGGGGAAAAGAUGGCAAGGUUAUGCAGGCUCCCAUAAACGGAUGUCGUUGUGAGCCACUCCUAAAUAAACUUGAGAAUCAGUUAGAGGCCACAAAAGAAGAAAUAAAGGCAGAGAUUGUGACUGUACAAGACCAGAUGAAUGUAAAACUUGGACAGAUGGACACUAAAACCCAGCACCAGUUGCGGGUCCUGGACAAGCUAACGAUAGAGCGGAUGUCUGCAGAGAGAGCAGAAUGUGUGUGUCGCCUUCAGCAGCAAGAAGAUGUGCAGAAGAAGGAAGCCGAAAAACGUCAGGUAUCUGUUGUGAAUGAACUGAAAACUUGGUGUUUGCUAAAAAUCCAAAACCUUGAGUUGAAAAUUUCGGGAGAUUCGAGGCCACCCAAGACAAAGCCAUCCCCUUCAGCAUGCGAGUCGACAGAUCACCCCAUUUCAGAAAGUCCAAACAGCAGCAAGGAAUGCAACAGUGCGGACACAUCUAUCCUUCCACAGUCCUCCAUCCAACACUCAUAUGCCACCACACAGAGCAGUUUAUCUGAUGAACCUGCCAGAGAGCAGUCACUUCCCUCAGAGGACCACAGCAGAAGGCACCAGAUUGCUUCCACUGAAGAAUUCAUGGUGUGUGCAUCCAUAGAGCAGCCAUCCAUACCUGUUGUGCCACCUGCUGUAAGACCAAAAGAAAAAACAAGCUGUGCAUCUUCCAUCAGGCAUCAGCCAGGCCUGUCCACCUCCAGCCUUCCCAACCCUAAAAUGAGAUGUGCUAAAAUCCAUCCCACCACCAAAAACUUAUCAGAUGUCAAGAAAGAGGACAUACCGAUUAUAAAUCUCAUGGACAGAGGGACACAGACAAGAAAAUGUGCGAAAGCUGGUCAGCCUAGACAGAGAGCACUCAUGCCUGAACAUCAAAAUCAAGGUUGUAGUACAGCUAGCGAGCAGACCAGUCCACUGGUUAGAGACACUCAAGCACUGGAAAUCACUCAAUACUUCUUUGAGGCAGUAUCUACUCAGAUGGAAAGAUGGUAUGAGAGAAAGAUAGAAGAAGCCAAGUCCCAAGCAAACCAGAGGGCAAAUGAAGAUAAAAUAGCCUUACAACAACAUAUACAGAGCUUAGAGGAGGAGCUAAUGAAGUUAAGGACUAAAUUACAGAAGGAAAGCUAGCUAUGAAGCAUGUGUAUAAAGGAACAGUUUGAUGGACCAUGUUCAUCACCAAACACAGUGUUUUUCGUAAAUAUUCUAAGCCCUUGUGCAUGAUCUUACAUGGCCACUGAUGGUAAUGUUCAUUUCCACAUUAAAAACAAAAUAUGCACAGCAUGCAACAAUACUGAAUGUUGAUUUAUGAAUUGCAUGGGCUAACCAUCUCUUACAUAUUCUCACUUUUAUCAACAGAUCUGGUAACAUCCAGUGCAGCUGUCAUGUGCCAUAGGAUCACUAUUUACUCUGCUGUACGUUGAUGCUCUAAUGUAGUAGACAAGUGCAUGUACCACGCUGCAGUUACCAUCUCAUCUAAUUCUGACAGUGAGCAUACUGUGUGACACGUGUGCUUUGCAUUGUAGAAUGCUAGGAGCCAAAAUUGUAGUUGUAUUAGAAGUGUCAUUAUAGUUGCAGAUUGCUUUCUCCCUGAGUAAUAAUAGAAGUUGCAUUGUAGUCACAGUUUUCACAAAACUUGUGUAUGAAUUUUGGUCACCUUGUAGCCCCAUCCUGUGACCAUCAUUUGCAAGCCCAGAAUCUGCCUACAUAGAUAAGUCCCUGCAGAGACCCACAUUCAUCAUGAAACCUAGCUUUUGCUACAGCUAGAUGCAGAUUCUACAAAAGUUCAGAGAUUAGAAGGUCAAUUGAUACCUUGCAAAGCACCCGUGUACCAUCAGCAUUAGGAACUGCAGCAUUACAUUCCUGGAGUACACUGGAACGCUGAUUAUCAGCAUGAAUAGUAAAGUCAAUACAACAUCUAAAAACUGUAUCUGUUCUUUAUCUGAUACCCAAUUUACUGCCAAAUUUAGAAGCCUCAAUAUUUACUGUAUGCUGGCACCUAUUCCUGGCCAGCAUGUCUGACAAUUGUCAUGACAUUGUCUUGUGUUUUAGUUUUUUUUUUAAUAGUCACUGUAUGCUAUAAAGCUGUGCUGUUGCACACCAGCAGCAUUAUGGGGGCCUAGAAAAGACCAGGACAAGGGCUAAGCAUACACAUAUACUAAGGUUUUAUUCACACAAGCGUGUUAUCGUUCCAUGUAAAUGAUGUAUGUUUAGCCCUAAAAACAAGUUUCCUAUGAUAGGACCAUAUCAUCUCUUUUAAUAAAUGGCCCCAUAUAAUGGCUGUGUCAAUUAAGCCUUGAAGGAUAUCAUACAUCCCUCUGACUAGAACUUCUUAUAAGAGAGAGAGAGAGAGAAUACAUUUUAUUUCUCUGCUUAGGCUGCACUCUGAUUUUGGUGUUUAAAAAAAAAAAGUUGUAAAAUGCUGAUGGAAUUCAUAAUUGUGAAUGGCGCUUUAAUUACUCAAUGUGACAUAUUUGGAUAUCUUUUUCCCAUAGGGGCAUUGCUUGGACUAUAAGACUCCUUAUGCAUACUAGGCACCCUCCAUAAGGAGAAAUAGUACACCUCGGAUCAUGGCAAAGGCCUCUUACCCAGUUAAGCCCGUUCCUUUCUUCUCUGCACUGAUGAGGGGCAAUCACCCCAAAACAGCUGUUUGCUAGUCAUGUACUAGAUUAGCU